Molecule: messenger RNA, 1704 nt
Organism: Mixia osmundae IAM 14324
Lineage: Eukaryota; Fungi; Basidiomycota; Mixiomycetes; Mixiales; Mixiaceae
Exons: 2
Coding region: 1-1704 (567 amino acids)
Molecular function (GO): monooxygenase activity; iron ion binding; oxidoreductase activity, acting on paired donors, with incorporation or reduction of molecular oxygen
Source: RefSeq, a predicted model, not a curated record
AUGCUGCCCCUCACGCUCUGGAUCAUGCUUGCGAAGCUCUUUGGGCCAAUGAUACUGGCCGUCUAUGCCUUCGAACGGACAGGCAUACGAGCCUCGAAACUCGAGAUUACUCUCGUUGCACUGGCGACGAGCUACGUAGCUGGGAGCAUCUUCAUGCUCGUCGAUGACAUCACAGAGUACUUCCUUGCGCGCAAGAUGAACGCGACUCCGGUCAAGCGGUACUACACUUGGUGGCCGGGUUCGAUUGAUUUCGUCUAUGCCUGCACGACCAAACUCCGCGGAACGCCUGCAGCGCCGCUCGAUCACGCUCUCGUUACCACGCUUGGCAAGACAAAUGGGAUCAUCCGCUUCAGAGCAAUGGGUCGCGAUGUCUACUACACGGACAACACGACAGCGAUCGGCGCCAUCCUCGCCAAGUCAUUCGAUCAUUACACGAAGGGCGAGGACUUCAAGCGCGCGUUUGGAGACUUCCUCGGCAAUGGCAUCUUCUCCUCUGAUCAGUCUGACAACUGGUGGGCCUGGCACCGCAAGUCGACCAAGCCGUUCUUUGCCAAAUCUCGCCUUUCAGACUUUACCACAUUUGAGAGCCAUACAAAGCAUCUGCUGAGCGCGAUUGACCAUGCACCCUCUGAUGAGAUCGACAUUCAGGAUCUGUUCGGUCGCUUCACGCUGGACGCAGGAGUCGAAUUUCUGUUUGGCUACAAUCUUGAUAGUAUGGGCGAGGCCUAUACACCUACGUCGCAUGCCCAAUCCAGCUCUUUCUUGCGGGCCUUUAACGAAGCCCAGGAGGCAUCUAGCACUCGCGUACUCCAAGGGGACACCUUCUUGCUCACAGAGGCCUUUCACAAUCCCAUGAAGGCGCCCAUGGCCGUCAUCCGGCCUUUGCUCGAUCGCGUCGUCGACGCUGCGCUCGCUCGUCGCAAGAGCGCAGAUCUAUCUGCGGAAGAGGCCAAGAUUGCCACCGAACAUGCUACUUUGCUUGACUAUCUGCUCGAUAUCACAGAAGAUAAGACACUCAUCAGAAGCGAACUGCUCAACAUCCUACUGGCCGCUCGCGAUACAACGGCGUCAUUGCUCACUUCAGUCUGUUACGAACUGGCAAACCAUCCCGAAGCCCUUAAGCGUCUUCGGGAAGAGAUAGCAGAGCUGCCCGCUGCUGGCGUAGAACUCUCAUACGAACAGAUCACGCCACUGCGUUACCUCCGUGCUGUCCUUAACGAGACACUCCGGCUGUAUCCUUCUGUACCCCUCAAUGUCAGAUUCGCUCGUCACGACAACGUCAUCGAGCAUGAGGGUCAACGACUCUUCAUCAGAGGCGGUACCCGCUUCAAUUACUCUACCUGGCGCAUGCAGCGCUGCCCGGAGCUGUGGGGUGACGAUGCGGAAGAAUGGAAGCCAGAGCGUUGGCUCGAUGAGCGUAUCAAGGUCAUCAGCAAGUUCCCUCAUGCUUUCGUGCCUUUCUCCGCUGGUCCUCGUCUUUGCAUCGGUCAAAACUAUGCUUACCAGGAAUCAUCAUACUGUCUCAUCCGACUGCUGCAAAAGUACCAAGGCAUUUCGCUUACUCGCCAGCAGCGGUUCAUGAGCUGUAUCACUCUUCAGUGGCGUGCGCCUAAUGAUGCCGAUAUGAUCACAGGCAACUUCCCAGCCGUCGAUGAUCGUCAUCUUUACGUUCGUCUCACAAAAGCCAAGUCGGCACAGCAGUAA